CGUAAACGUCAAUCACGCCGGCUCUCAGCGGCGUCGACGUGCGCUGCGGGACUGCGCAUGCUCGCGAGGGGAGCGCUCGUUACGGGCGGCCUCUUGCUCCCCCGCCGCGCCGGUGAUGGCUUUUGAGGAGGUCGGGCUCCGCGUUCGACACGGGCCGAACUGAUCCGCGGAGCCGCGAAGGGCCUGCCCCGGCCGAGGGACGGAACACAAAUACUGCGGGCAGUGUUUGAAGAUGGCCCUGAACUAUGCGUCGCUGUCCGCCGGCGACCGAAGGAGCAGGGUGUCCCACCGCUCUUCCCUCGGCGACCUCAGCUCGUCGGCCUUAGCGUUGGCGAUGGUCUCCGGAGACAGCUUCCUCGUUACCAGGCCCCAGGCGGUUCUCCCGGAACUUAUUCCGCGGCCGGCGGUGCGGCUGAACGUCCGGGGCGAGAGCCGUCGGGCGCCUGGGGGCGGCCGGAGCCUGACCCGCUUUAUACAGGGAAGGGAGCCGGAUGCGCGCAGCCGGAGCCGCCUAGCCCGCUUCUCACCUUACCCCGCGCCCGGGGCUAAGCUCGACCUCCUGCGAAGUGUGCUCCAGCAGCGUCUGGCGGCGCUCGGAGGCGUGAUCGCAGCCCGUCUGGCGGCUUGAAACGAACACCUCCCUCCGCCCCUCAAUGCGCUGGUGAACAAGGCCUCUCUCAAAU
Camelus dromedarius (Arabian camel) is the source of this 683-nucleotide messenger RNA. It is a transcript of the gene C34H11orf71, whose product is annotated as chromosome 34 C11orf71 homolog. Bases 233 to 628 code for a protein of 131 amino acids. The record is from RefSeq and is a predicted model, not a curated record. NCBI's taxonomy places the organism in Eukaryota, Metazoa, Chordata, Mammalia, Artiodactyla, Camelidae. The transcript has a single exon.